Molecule: messenger RNA, 1713 nt
Organism: Trypanosoma cruzi
Lineage: Eukaryota; Euglenozoa; Kinetoplastea; Trypanosomatida; Trypanosomatidae
Product: GTP-binding protein, putative
Exons: 1
Coding region: 1-1713 (570 amino acids)
Biological process (GO): translational elongation
Molecular function (GO): GTP binding; translation elongation factor activity; GTPase activity
Source: RefSeq, a predicted model, not a curated record
AUGGACCAGCAUGAUGAACCGAAAGCAGUCAGAGAUUCCGUAGAAAGUGCCCUCGAGAAGCGUGCCGCGGCAACGUUUGAUCUCCACAGGCGGCUGGCAACUGUUGCUUUGGCGGACUCGGAGGGCUGCGGGUGCCUCACGGAGGAGGAUGACGACGGCGAUGUGGAGUACAAGUGGCGGCUCACAGACGUCACUCCCGCUCGAUUUAAACAUCUGGUGACGCAAAUGCAGUUUCGAGUAGGGGAGGGAAAUGGGCAAUGUCUUUAUGAACUCGGUAUCGCCAAUGACGGAUCCCCGAGGGGGCUGCCAAGAUGUGAAUACCAGGAGACUGUGGAGACGCUGCAAAAAAUGGCGGAGGCACUUGGUCUUGAUUUCAAUAUUUUACAGGAAUUUUUGCUACGGUCGGAGCCAAUUCCACUUUGGUGUGGCGAGAUUCUCAUUACGCAGCGCCAGGCAGAGUUGCAGGAUGGAAAAGUUGCCUUCUGUGGCACCGCAGGUAGUGGAAAGUCCACGCUGAUUGGUGUACUUCUUACUGGGUAUCUUGACGAUGGCAUGGGCAGUGCCCGACAACUACUUUUUAAUCACAAACAUGAGGUUAGCACGGGAAAAACAACAUCUAUCGUGGCGCGGGCCAUUCCUAUAGACAGCAGCGAAGGAAAGAAUAAGAAUUCUACUCUUUGUCGCUUAAAGGGUAUUGACUCCUCGUCACGUUCGCUUGCAAUGAUAGAUCUUGGGGGAGAUGUAACAAAACACAUGCUUUUUGGUUUGAUGAGUCGUCGUCCUGAUUUUACCGGCAUAUGUGUUUCUGUUGAACAACCGGUAGUGGAAGUAACACUAUACGCAAGAGUAUUUCGUGCCAUGCGGAUCCCAUUUUUUGUUGUUGUGACUAAACUUGAUGUUGCUUUUGAUUUUGAGGUGGAUGCCUUUUUGUUUGAGUUAGCGGUUGAGUUUUCAUUGAUCGGCUGUGAUUCUGUUCUCCUGGCGGAUGUCGACGGUGUGGAUAGUUUCCAGCGGUCGUGGAAUAAAUCGAAUCAAGUUCCCGUGUUGCGUGUUUCCUCCGCGGAUGGAUCGGGCAUAGAACUUUUUCGACACUUUAUGUCAUCUCUUCCUAUUGGCUGUAUGCCGGUUACACCGGACGGGGAAUUUGAAGUUUUUCUUGACGGAAGUUUUUUUGUUCGUGGUGUGGGGCCCGUUGUGCAUGGGCACGUGGUGAAGGGUUCAGUAGAAUUGGGGUGCCAGUGUCGUAUUGGGCCGGACUCAGAGGGAAAGUUUUACCCCGUCAUAGUUCAGGGCAUACACGUCGGAGGAUCACAUGUCACGCGUGUGCGGCCGACGGACGAGGCCACUUUUGCUCUCUCUGAGCUCCCAAGAAGUGUGGACAUGGCACAAAAGGGAAAGAUCUUAGUUCCAACUUCUGUCAGUGUUUGUUGGGAGUUUGAGGCACACUUAAAGGUGCUAUCACAGGGCAUGACGCCCCGACUGCAACCAAUUCUUUACACGGGCAACAUGCGACAGGCGGUGAAGAUCAUUUCUCCUUUACCCAAUGAUGCAGAUGUGUUCUACAAGGGAUGCCUGGUUCGAUUUCAGUUUUUGUAUCAUCCAGAGGUGCUUCGGGAGGGUGCCAGUGUCAUUCUUCAGUGGAAUCCAGAAGGCAUAGCCGUUGGGGAAGUGAGAACGGUGUUUUCUCACGCCCCUGUUCCAGUAGUAGGUUAG